CUCCGCCCCACCUCCUUGCACAAAUUCCAUCAUGUUUACUUCCCGCACCAUUAUGUUUGCGCUGCUCAGCUUCCUCGCUAGCGCCAAUGCGUGUAUACAGUGCCCAGCCACAAUUAAUGUUGGCGAUGAUACCAUGAAACUAUCCAGUAGCGGCGCAGUAGGCGUAUCUGACACAGAUUGCGUGUACAGUGACAAGAGUCACAACCAAGCGCACUGUCGGUAUACCGUAAGUACUUUCUGGAUAUUGUGCAGCCUAUUGUUCUCGGUUGACAUGGUACAGGCGAACGGUGUUUUUGAUGCAGGGUGGCGGCAUUGUCCGCUUAUAGCGGAUGUGAAGAAGAAAUGCCACACCAUUUAAUAAGGGUAUUAGAUGAGGCACCCAACAGGAGGAGUGAUGUUCGUCUAGACAGUUGGGUGUAUCCAAGUACUUAGACUCCAUCUGUUAUGAGAAUUUCCACCCUUGGCAGCACUUUGAAGAUGUUCC
Molecule: messenger RNA, 484 nt
Organism: Suillus paluster
Lineage: Eukaryota; Fungi; Basidiomycota; Agaricomycetes; Boletales; Suillaceae
Exons: 2
Coding region: 32-358 (108 amino acids)
Source: RefSeq, a predicted model, not a curated record